AUGCUUGCGUCUUCGCGGCCCCGCGUCACAGGCGUAGGGUUCAGGAAUGGCCGAAUCCUGGGCCGGCCAGCACGGGGAUUAGCUGUUUGCGUCAGGGCUAGUGCUGAAUAUGAGGCUUUAAGGGGCAAGGUGGCUUACAAAGCAUCCAGCGGAGACCCUGUAGAGCUUCUUAGCUUAUGGGAGCCCGCCCCCACCUCCAAGGCCGUCAUCUCGUUCCUGACCCACUUCGCGGACCUGUCCUCCUGGGAGUUUGCUCAAAAGCUGGUCAAGGUGAUUCCCACCCUGGAGGGCUCUGGAGUGCGUUUCCUGGCUGUAGGUCUGGGCAGUGUGGGCAAUGCACAGGAGUUCGCCCGCACCCUCAACUUCCCCCUGGACCGUCUGUACGCAAUGCCCGAAGGGGGGGAGCUGUACCGACAGCUGGGGUUCAGUGCGGGGUUCGCACCCGACCUGAAUGUGAACCCCUACCUGAAGCUGGUGCCCAUGCUGGCGGGGGUUGGGUCGCCGGGGACUGUGCAGGAGGUGCUCCGCGGCUAUGUGGGCGACAAGACCGCCAAACCCGUGUUUGACUCGCCCACCCCCUUCGACGUCCUGGGGCCCGGCUACCAGCGGCCCUUUGAACUGGCCACUCUGCGGCUGUUCAACAUGAUGGGCAUCCUGCCAAAAUGGAGCGAAUUGUGUCCCGCCGACCCCAGCUUGCUGACUCAGCAGGGCGGCUGUGUGGUGUUUGCCGGGGAGCAAGUGGUGUUUAAGCACGUGGACAGCGGCAUUCUCCGGUACACGGAUGUAGACGAGAUUUUGAAGGCGGCGCUGCAGGCUGAUUACGCGCCCACCACGUCGGUGGCGGCGGCUGCGGAGGUGCUGGAGGAGUGA
Volvox carteri f. nagariensis is the source of this 870-nucleotide messenger RNA. RefSeq lists its product as uncharacterized. The transcript has 6 exons. Bases 1 to 870 code for a protein of 289 amino acids. The record is from RefSeq and is a predicted model, not a curated record. Gene Ontology annotation, molecular function: antioxidant activity. Lineage: Eukaryota; Viridiplantae; Chlorophyta; Chlorophyceae; Chlamydomonadales; Volvocaceae.